Dipodomys ordii (Ord's kangaroo rat) is the source of this 1164-nucleotide messenger RNA. It is a transcript of the gene Gpa33, whose product is annotated as glycoprotein A33 (transmembrane). Gene Ontology annotation, cellular component: plasma membrane. The transcript is spliced from 9 exons. The coding region runs from base 1 to 1164 and encodes 387 amino acids. Lineage: Eukaryota; Metazoa; Chordata; Mammalia; Rodentia; Heteromyidae. The record is from RefSeq and is a predicted model, not a curated record.
AUGUUUGAGAUGAGGCAACCUGUGCUGUGGACACUCUGUGCAGCGUGCACAAAAGUAUGGGCUCUUCAAUUCCAGGAAGUCUUUGUAGCCACCAGACUCCAUGAAAGAUUCAAUGUGAUGGAAGCACUGGAGCCCCCAUGGUUCAGUUGCAGACAGCUUCCCCAUCUCCUUGCACCUCUUUAUGACCCUCAGUGUGCUCUGGCCUUAAAUGAUGGAGAGCUGAUGACUCUUGAGGAUGCAAUCUGGGUGACUGUCUAUGCCAUCACUGUGGAAACUCCACAGGGCGCUCUUCGGGCUGCCCGGGGAAAGAGUGUCACCCUUCCAUGCACCUACAGCACAUCUGUGCUCAACCGGGAGGGACUUAUCCAAUGGGAUAAACUUCUAAGGAGUCAUUCGGAAAGAGUGGUCAUCUGGAAGUUUUCUACCAAAUCCUACGUCUACGGGAGUCGUUAUGAGAACCGUGUCAAUAUAUCUGCCAACGCAGAGCAGUCGGAUGCAUCUAUCACCAUUGCCCAGCUGACCAUGGAUGACAAUGGCACUUAUGAGUGCUCUGUCUCGCUGAUGUCAGACCUGGAUGGCAUCUCCAGGGCACGAGUCUCCCUGCUGGUCCUUGUGCCACCCUCCCCACCAGACUGCAACAUCAAGGGAGAAACUGUGAUUGGGAACGAUAUCGAGCUGACUUGUCAGUCAGCAGAAGGCUCCCCAGCCCCUCAGUACAGCUGGAAGAGCUAUGACACCCAGAACCAGGAGCGACCAUUGGUCCCACCAGUCUCAGGCCAGACUCUCCUUCUGAAGAACCUUACCACAGCCAUGUCGGGCUACUACACCUGCACCUCCAGCAAUGAGGUGGGGAUGGAAUCCUGUGAGAUCACCGUGGCCGUCAGACCCCCCUCCAUGAAUGUGGCCCUGUAUGCGGGCAUUGCAGGAGGGGUGGUUGCAGCCCUCAUCAUCAUUGGCAUCAUCAUUUACUGCUGCUGCUUCCGGGAGAAGGAUGGGAAGACCGAGGCGAAGGAUGCAAAGAGGAAUCAGAUCGCUUACCAGCAGCCAUCAGAGCAACUGAGAGAGAUUUCCAGAAAAAGAGAAGAGGAAGAUGACUACAGACACGAAGAGCAGAGGAACUCUGGGCACGAAUCCCCUGACCCGAGCAUGACAGAAGCUUGCUGA